Messenger RNA from Pistacia vera, 279 nucleotides. RefSeq lists its product as uncharacterized. The coding region runs from base 64 to 279 and encodes 71 amino acids. Lineage: Eukaryota; Viridiplantae; Streptophyta; Magnoliopsida; Sapindales; Anacardiaceae. The transcript has a single exon. The record is from RefSeq and is a predicted model, not a curated record.
CAUAUUCUUCUAAAUCAGUAAAUCUUCAAACCCAUUUUCUUCACUUAGGCAGGCAAAGCAACAAUGGCAGAUUGGGGGCCUGUUUUAAUAGCGGUGGUGCUGUUUGUGCUGUUGUGUCCUGGGCUUUUGUUUCAGAUUCCUGGGAGUAGCAAAAACAGAGUUAUUGAGUUUGGCAACAUGCAUACCAGUGGUGCAUCUAUUCUUGUUCACACAAUUAUCUACUUUGGCUUAAUUACUAUAUUCCUUAUAGUCAUUAAUGUUCACGUUUAUACUGACUAG